UUUGAAACAGCUCUCGAAUUUAUAGAAAAAAAAUCUCGUCUUUCUUUCAUUUUCCGGCGCCGGAGCUCAGCUCUUACUGGUCCUCACAAAUCCUCUUCAGGUUAAAGGUCAGUUCUUUCUGCUACUCUCAAUCUCUCCGUCUCCGGUUCUUUCCUCUUCAACUCGAUCAAACCCUAGAAACAUUUAUCAGGGUUUUGGUAGUUGCGUUACAGUCAAUCCAGAUCAGAAGCGUUGAUUCAGCUUUAUUUUCAUCUUUUCGAUCUGAAUUUUGUUUAAUUUGAGUGUCAAAUGAGUGAUGGAGAGGGGACUAGGGAGAACGUCGCCAAAGUCGCCUCUCCCGAUCCGUUAGAUGCGCCGGUGCAAAAAUUUGAAGCUGGCGAAGCUUCGACGGGGUCUUCUUCGCACUAUUCUUCAUGUGGAGAAUCAGAGCUGGAUCGAUAUUGCAGUGCGAAUUCGGUGCUUGGGACGCCUAGCAUUUGUAGCUCCAUAGCGACUUUUAAUGAUGGUAUGGUAGAUUCUGAGUUUGGAUGCUUGAGAAGUAGUAGCUUUGGACUAGGGGAUGAUUUCGAGAAUUUUACUUUGGAUGGAAACCAGAAAUUUCCAUCCAAUGGUAGAAUUGGAUUACAGAAAGAUAGAACUGAGGAAGGUGGAGACGUGCGCAGUCUUGCAAUUGUUAGAUUCAAAAAUGGUGAAGUUGGUGGUUCUUCUGGUUUGGAUACAGAAUUGAGGGAGGAAGAUGGGAAUUCAUCGAGACAUGAGCAUUCAGAAGGUGAGGAUUCCAUGUAUAACUAUGGGACCGAUGAUGAGUGUAGGCAUAACUCGUAUUAUCUAAGGAAAGGUGAGGUUGUGAAUUCGACUAUGCAUGAGAAUCCAUUGCUAAUUAACUCAUCUGUGGCAUUUGGUUCAAAUGAUUGGGAUGAUUUUGAGCAAGAAGUGGGGACAAGUGAUUUGGUUUCUCUGGCUUUAGAAAUGCCCAGUGCCAGUGGAAAUGUAAAAGAUGCUGAUGAUAUGCAAGGGAUUGUUAAUAACCUUGCUUUGUUUCCAAUUAGUUUCCCCACUUCUAGAGAGCCAGAGCUUGUGGAAGAAGUGAAAGACAUUCCUGUUGCAAGUUGUCAGGAACAUGUUGCUGAUGAAGUGGUGGGCAAUAUGAAAAGUUCCUCUAUUUCUGUGGUUCAUUCUGAAAGGUAUAAUGAGCCGGAGAAAGAUGUGAGAGACAUUUCUGUUACCCCUGGUCAACCUGAAGAUGUUGAUGAUGAUAUGAAGUAUCUUGAUAAUUGUUCCAUUACUGAUGUCUUUGCAAUGAAGGUGGAGCAGGAUCCACCAGUAGAAAAAGCCCCCCUGGAAAUUGGUUUGAACUUAGUAGAUUCCAGCAUGGGAAGGAAGGAUCUGUCUACUGAUCCGAAGGAAGUAAUUGGCAUUGAUGAGUGUCAGGAUUUGGAAAGGCAGGAACUGGAAAGGCAGGAACUUGACGUUUCUAGUGCAGAAUUGGGACUGCUUGCCGACCAUGCCCAUUCAGCUGACUCUCCAAGGGGUUUGUUUGAAGAUCACCAAUCAAAUUCACCGUCAUUAUCAUCUGAAGUUAUUUUGAGCAGUACAGUCAAUGAUAUUCAUGCAUCUACUGAUAUAUCUGAGAAACAUACUGCACAAGUUCAGACAGAGAAUCUUGAACCACAUGAAUCUUAUGAUGAGAUUGUUCUUGACAUGGAAGAGAUUUUACUUGAUUCUGGUGAUUCUCAUGGGGUGAGGUUCUCUCAGGGUAAUAGGAUGUUUCAAGCUCAAGUAUCACCUCUAAGAGAUGGAGGGUCAACAGCUUCUACUUCAGGUGCUGAUGAAGCUUACUCAUCUAUUCCACAUACCCUGAGGAUAGAUGGUGUUGAAGUGGUAGGUGCAAAGCAGAAAAAUGGAGAUGUCUCUCUGAGUGAAAGAUUGGUUGGGGUUAAGGAAUAUACUGUGUAUAAAAUAAGAGUGUGGUCAGGCAAUGACCAAUGGGAGGUGGAACGCAGAUAUCGUGAUUUCUGUACACUCUAUCGCCGCUUAAAAUCACUUUAUUAUGAACAAGGUUUGAUUCUCCCAACCCCCUGGUCAUCUGUAGAAAAGGAAUCCAGAAAAAUAUUUGGAAAUGCAUCUCCUGAUGUCAUUGCUGAAAGAAGUGUUCUUAUUCAAGAGUGUUUGCGUUCCGUUCUCCAUUCCAGGUCAUUUUCCAGCCCUCCAAGUGCAUUGAUUUGGUUUUUGUCACCUCAAGAUUCAGUACCUAGCUCCCCUUUGUCUAAUAGACUGCUGUCUCAGUCUACGCCAUUUGUUGGAGGAGCAAACUCACAAAACAUUCCCACUCUAGGGAAAACCAUAUCACUUAUUGUAGAACCUCGACCACCCAAAUCAAUGAAACAAAUGCUCGAAGCACAACAUUACACUUGUGCUGGAUGCUAUAAACAUUUUGAUGAUGGGAUGACACUAAUGCGAGAUUUGGUACAGACAUUUGGAUGGGGCAAACCUAGACUUUGUGAAUACACUGGCCAGUUAUUUUGUUCUUCAUGCCAUACAAAUGAAACUACAGUUUUACCUGCUAGAGUGUUGCAUAAUUGGGAUUUCAUUCAAUAUCCAGUUUCUCAGUUGGCGAAAUCAUAUCUGGAUUCUAUCCAUGACCAGCCCAUGCUUUGUGUUAGUGCAGUCAAUCCUUUCCUGUUCUCAAAGGUCCCAGCACUGCAGCAUGUUAUGGGGAUCAGGAAAAGGAUAGGAGUUAUGCUUCCGUAUGUUCGCUGUCCAUUCCGAAUGUCAAUCAACAGAGGACUCGGGUCUCGCAGAUAUCUGCUUGAAAGCAACGAUUUUUUUGCACUUAGAGAUCUCAUUGAUCUAUCCAAAGGAGCAUUUGCAGCCCUCCCAGUGAUGGUGGAAACUGUCUUGAGGAAAAUUGAGGAGCAUAUUACAGAGCAAUGCCUGAUAUGCUGUGAUGUGGGAGUUCCCUGCACUGCUCGACAGUCUUGUAAUGAUCCAUCAUCUCUCAUAUUCCCCUUUCAGGAAGGCGAGACUGAAAAAUGUCCAUCUUGUGGAUUGGUUUUCCAUAAGCCUUGCUUUAAAAAGAUCACAAACUGUCUAUGUGGGGCUGAACUUGGGUCACAUGAGCUUGUGCGAUCCUCUAGCGGUUUACUCCGUGGUGCCAGUUUUGGGGCAAGUGGAGCAUUGGACUUGUUAGGGAAAAGAUCAGGUUCUGGGUUGAGUUCAGGUUUCCUUUCUGGACUAUUCCCAAAAUUAGAGAGGAUAAAGGAGCACAAGGACAGUGACAAUAUCAUUCUAAUGGGUUCCUUGCCUAGCAAUUCCAUGUAAUCACAUGUCGUUUAGACAUAUACAAUUUGUAUACUAAAUUUUCUCAACCUCAGGCUUCAGCUGAACAUGUAAUCAUAAUAAGGCUUUGAGCUGCUGCCGACACCACUUGUACAGUUGUACAUAACAUAAAGAAGCAAGGCUGUCCAAAAGAUGCCAUAGUAGAGAUGUAUAGGGGAGAUUCCUGUUAUUUGAUAUGGAUGGAGCUUCACCCUCUUCUUUUUCUAAGAAAAACUCAGCCUCAUCUUUUCUUAAUUGGUAUUUGUUUCUACUUUCUACACACUUGAUUGGAUUCCUGAAAAUAAGAAUAGGAAUGGAUUUUAUUUGUUCUUUACAUAAUGCUUGCAUAGAAUGAAUUAGCCUCAGUUAA
Molecule: messenger RNA, 3688 nt
Organism: Rubroshorea leprosula
Lineage: Eukaryota; Viridiplantae; Streptophyta; Magnoliopsida; Malvales; Dipterocarpaceae
Source: the annotation of a GenBank genome assembly